UAACCACAAUAGUGUCAGCAAUAAAGCAACAAACCCGAAACUGCAAAGUCAAUAAGGGCAAGCUCUAGCCUUUUUGGCUGCCAUUGCCAUGAGAGAAGACUUUCUCAUCAAGACCAGGCCGUUACACCCAUCGUCCUAUAAUCCUCUCCUAUUACAACUAUUAGCAGAGGAGUUACAUGUUGACUAGUAGACUUGAAAGGUUGACAAAGGGCUGAAAUUACAUGGAUAACCUUUGCUGCUUCAACUCUGUCACUCAGGUUGUUGGAGGACGUUCGUCAAGUAGCUCUGGCAAGGGCAGAAGCCAUCAGAGUCAUGUCAAGUAUGGCUUUAGUCUUGUCAAAGGGAAAGCGAACCACCCAAUGGAGGACUAUCAUGUUGCAAAACUUGUCCAGGUCAGAGGGCAAGAGCUUGGACUGUUUGCUAUAUACGAUGGGCAUUUAGGAGACAGUGUGCCAGCCUAUCUACAAAAGAAUCUCUUCCCUAAUAUCUUAAAAGAUGAGGACUUUUGGACUGAUACAGCUAGAUCCAUUGUAAAAGCUUAUGAGGCAACAGAUAAAGCAAUUCUUUCUCAGAGUCCUGAUUUGGGACGAGGUGGAUCAACUGCAGUGACUGCCAUUGUUAUAAAUAAUCAGAAGUUAUGGAUAGCUAAUGUUGGAGAUUCACGGGCAGUUCUGUCAAAGGAUGGGCAGGCAAUACAAAUGAGUAUAGAUCAUGAGCCCAAUACUGAGAGGGACAGCAUCGAGGACAGAGGUGGCUUUGUCUCUAACAUGCCAGGAGAUGUUGCCAGAGUGAACGGCCAGCUUGCCGUUUCUCGAGCAUUUGGAGACAAAAAUCUCAAAUCACACUUGCGAUCCGAUCCUGACGUACAACAGGCUAACAUUGACCCAGAGACAGAGCUUUUGAUUCUUGCAAGUGAUGGUCUAUGGAAGGUGAUGGCAAAUCAAGAGGCAGUAGAUAUUGCAAGAAGGAUAAAGGAUCCACAAAGAGCAGCCAAACAGCUAGCAGCAGAAGCAUUGAACAGAGACAGCAAGGAUGAUAUUUCUUGCAUUGUAGUUCGUUUCAAGUCAUGAAACCGACGAACUUGAUAAGAUAAAUCAUUAAAGAGAGAUGCAAUGCAUUGCCAUUCAAUACCCUUCAAUUAGUUUUGGACGUUUCAGUCUCACCAAAGCCAACAAGAAAAAAGUUCAUUAUGAAUUUGCAGUUUUCUGCAGAUAUUUUCUUCCCCUUUCCCCUACCCUCCUCCUCUUCUGUAAAAUUAAUUAUAAGUCCUUGCAAUUUAGGUUGUGCUUUUUGGUGGUUUUGUUAGUUUCUCUUUUGUGUAGAUUCAUACCAUUAUUUUUCUCUGUAAUCUGGGUUAUUAAAUGGAGCAAUGUGUGAAAAUGGCCAUAGUGUUUUCCCCCCCUUCAUUGAACAUGGGAUGUAUGCAUUUGUAUUAACUUUUAGUGCAUGGUUAUACUUGAAUGCCCCUUAGCUCAA
Messenger RNA from Prosopis cineraria, 1476 nucleotides. RefSeq names its product probable protein phosphatase 2C 9. Lineage: Eukaryota; Viridiplantae; Streptophyta; Magnoliopsida; Fabales; Fabaceae. The record is from RefSeq and is a predicted model, not a curated record. Gene Ontology annotation, molecular function: protein serine/threonine phosphatase activity. Gene Ontology annotation, biological process: protein dephosphorylation. The transcript is spliced from 6 exons. Bases 222 to 1070 code for a protein of 282 amino acids. Gene Ontology annotation, cellular component: nucleus; cytosol.